Molecule: messenger RNA, 1302 nt
Organism: Scomber japonicus (chub mackerel)
Lineage: Eukaryota; Metazoa; Chordata; Actinopteri; Scombriformes; Scombridae
Product: phenazine biosynthesis-like domain-containing protein 1
Exons: 10
Coding region: 140-1003 (287 amino acids)
Biological process (GO): biosynthetic process
Cellular component (GO): cytoplasm
Molecular function (GO): isomerase activity
Source: RefSeq, a predicted model, not a curated record
GCUGUUUGGUUUCAGCUGGGGGGAAAACUCCUGAAAACAAACAGACUGGGUUGAAAGUCCAUCUAGAUCUCCUGUGUGAAACCCCACGGUCACCACUGCAGACGCCUUACAUUUUCAGCCAUUUUCACAAGAUUUUACAAUGGAGAUUCCAGUAUUUACUCUGGAUUCUUUCACCAAUUUACCUUUCAAGGGAAACCCAGCUGCAGUUUGUCCGCUGAUGCAUGAGCUGACUGAUGAAUUGUAUCAGAGGAUAGCAGCAGAGAUAAACCUGUCAGAAACAGCUUUCAUCACCAGAAUCAGACCCUCUGACGACUUCACCAAGGCAUCAAGGUUCUGCCUUCGAUGGUUCACACCCACCACUGAGGUCAAUCUGUGUGGUCAUGCCACUCUGGCUGCUGCAGCAGUGCUGUUCAAGUACAAGAAAAACGUGAAUAGCACAUUGGUGUUUGAGACUAAGAGUGGAGAGCUGCUCGUCACCCAGCAGGGGGAAGGCUUUGUCAUGGAUUUUCCUCUCAACCCACCUACCAAGCAGGAUCCCAAUGAAUUUAGAGACAUCAUCAAGGUGGCAUUAGGAGACCGACCAGUCCAGGAGGUUCAUCUGAACUCAACCACUAAGAAACUGCUGGUUAGACUGCCUGACGACUGUGACAGGUCAGUGCUAACUAGUCUGAAAAUCGACAGUACCGCUCUUGAAUGCAGUGAGAGGAGUGGGAGAGUGAAAGGUCUAAUCAUCACUAUGAAAGGAUCUCCAGAAUGCCAGCCAGGAUAUGACUUUUACUCCAGGUAUUUUGCUCCGUGGGCCGGUAUCCCAGAGGAUCCUGUCACUGGUUCUGCCCACACUGUACUUGGAAGCUACUGGUCUGAGAAACUUGGAAAGAAUAAAUUGUUGGCUUACCAGUGCUCCAAACGAGGUGGGGAGCUGGAACUAAAAGUGAGAGACGAUGGAAGAAUCAACAUAGCUGGACAGGUUGUCACUGUGCUGCAGGGAACAAUCACAGUAUAACCAAAGACAGGUGGAGGCUAACAGGGACAUUCACCAUGUAACCAGCAAGGAAACAGACGGAGGCUUUGUACCCUUUGAUGAAAACAAGGUUUAAAUAAAAGGGGAAAAAUUAGACUUUUGUGCAUAGUGGUCAAUCUGAUAAUGAAACACAUGACAGCAUACUACAACAUCUCACAUUUAGUUAGGGUUUUUAUUAUUAUUCCUUCGCAUGUGACAACCCAUAGGGCAAUAUUUACAAGAUAUAAGAAUAAAAAACAUAAAAAACACAGCAAACAAAGAAAUUAAAAUCACACAUUGUG